Messenger RNA from Colletes gigas, 478 nucleotides. RefSeq lists its product as uncharacterized. Bases 7 to 420 code for a protein of 137 amino acids. The transcript has 2 exons. The record is from RefSeq and is a predicted model, not a curated record. Lineage: Eukaryota; Metazoa; Arthropoda; Insecta; Hymenoptera; Colletidae.
ACCUGAAUGACUGGGUUCGUUUUUAAGAGAGAAUUGUCGAAAGCGUUUAAAGACACUACGACCUUUAAACUGGCCUCGAAGAACACUAACGGUUUAAGAAAUAAUCUGAAUAGACCGGAAGAGCUGAAUAUUUAUUACCAAGGCAGCCAAGAUGGCGAGAAACAUACGAAGCCAGGUACUCAUCAACUAAAAUCAUUUUUAUCUUCACGAAUUGAGUCCACAUACGAUUCCAAGUUGAACAACAUCACACAUUAUUUAGAUAACGACCUACAGGAGGCUAAAAAUAACAUAAUUUACAUUCGAAGCGUCCUUGAAAAACUUUGCAGGGAACUUCGUUCCAACUCAUCGCCUUUACCGGAAGUCGAUAAUCCUGAAAACACUACGUCGACGAAUCAGCCAAACAAACUAUCGAUUCCUUAAAAACAAUUCUUAAAUUACUUUUACCAUCUAUGUGGUAAUAUAUUCACGAGAAAUUCAA